UUGACCGAAUCCGCCUAUGUAACACUUCCGCAUCUGCUGCGCUGACAGAAAACAUCGGUCUUCUCACAAAAGCGUCUGUAGCCUCCGAACGGUUUGGCCUAAACACUAAUAUGACUCAUCUGAGUCUAAAGCUUCACAUAGGUGCUGGCGUGUAUGUACUUCAACCGCACAGGAGUGCCUAAUUCAUCGUCUGCCGAAGUGCUAAACGGAAAGGGUUCAACACCUGCCAAUAGGAUCCGUUUGAGGUCCGUACUGAGGUAGAAUAUAUCCGCCUGAGAGACCAGCACAUGAUGUCGUCGUUCACCCGUGAAAAACUGUCUUUGCACCUGCGGCGCAGAAUGGGGGUGUUUGUGAGCAGAGUGAAAGCCACAGAGCUCAUGGCCAAUCUCCCUUGCCUUACACCUUCUGACAAGGAGGAGAUCCAGGCCAAGAAGGACUUUUCUGGUAACUAUGCAGCCAUGCAACUCCUGCUGGACUAUGUACAGAAGAGAAUGAAUUGGCCAGAAGAGUUGAUGUCAGCCCUGGAGCUGUUGGAGCAUCAGGAUCUGGCUGAUGAACUGAGGGCAGAGUGGAACAAGCACAACCAGAACAAUCCCUACCCUCCUUCACCUGCUGCUACCACCACAGUCAGGACCCAUGUUCAUCCAAUUCCUUCUACCAGCUCUGAGGGGUCGCCAUGUUCUCUGGUCCUCCCAGGUCAGCCAGCCCCACCGGAGGUUGCUGCCCCACUGGAAGUAGCCCCACCUGAGGCUUCACUCCCUCCUGAAGUAGCCCCAGAGGUUUUGCCACCUCCUGUAGUGGCUGCCCAGCCAGAAGCCCCCCCAAGCUCAGUUCCCAAGGCUCCCAUGGCUGGCUCCUCUUCAAAACAUGCUCCCAAAGCAGCAGUGAGCCCUGAAAUAGCCUCAGAGGCAGCACCUUCUCCUGUUGCUGCCCCUCAGGCAGAGCCCCAGGCAGCCCCUCUGUCUCCUGUCUCAGUGGAGGAGCCCACAGUGAUCUCUGAACCUCCAGCCUCAUCCCAGCCUGGUUCUAUUGAAACCGUCAGUCUGGAGGACAACUUGUGUCAUAGUGAUGCUCCAACACAGAUGGCCCUGUCUGAAACCACUCCUACCUUGUCUGGUUCACACCUAAUCCCAGUUGUAUCUGAAAUCACUCCCACGUUGCCUGUCUCACACCUAGCCCUGUCCCAAACUGAAUCCACCCCCACCCCUGCCGCCUUGGCCACAUUCCAGUCCCCUGAGAGACGGCCAGUUCAGGACACCUCGCCACACACAGUCAAAGUGCCUACCUUCCACCAGGAGGCUGUGGAGAACUCUGAUCCAACCCAGGUGACUGAAGAUGAGCAACACACUGAGCCGUCUCAGAGCCAGCACUUCUCCCCGGCCGCGGCCCCAGCGGAUACCUCCAUGAAUGAGGAUGACGUGAACUUUAGCAAGCCUGAAGUCCUCCGCAGUGAGGUCAUGGACAGCCAGCCAUACUCAGGAGACUCAACGCGUCUACAGAGGUCUGUGUCAGACCUUGUACUUGCUACAGCUGAUGUGAACAGUCCUGUUGUUAUCCCCAACCCCGUCACUACUUCCACCCCUCUGCCAUGUCAGGAGAAUGGAGUUCCUGAGGAAAUAAUCGAACCCCUGUCCCAUAACGAGCCCCAAGAGGACACCUACGAGUCCCCCUGCCUGAGCUCCCUGGGGGACCAGGAGGUGCUGCUCAAUGUUGUUCACGUGUCUGAGGACGCGUCCAUCCAGAACAACGACGGCCAGACACCGAGCAUGCUGGGUUUUGUAGUCCACGUGUCCGAGGAGCCAUCUAUCUGGAAUCAAGAUGGCCAAACACAGAGCAUGCUGGGUAAUAAUGAUGUGGCUGUGUCUGGAACCCCCCUACCAGUUCAGAACCACAACAGCCAAUCUCAGAUCACACCUCUCUCUGGAUCUAAUGCCCUUGACCUGUCGUCUGGUCCAAACCAGCACGGCCAAUCACCGGGUCUGAUUAUGAUCGUUAACGGCCAAGACGCCAGCCCCUCAACCAAACAUCCUGAUGCUCCUCCUCCAGCUCCUGGCCUCAUCGUCAACGGCUCUUCCUCGGCUGAGAACCGUCAUCCACUGGAGCCUAUGGGGGCAGAGGUCAUGAUGGAGGCUAGAGCUGUUCCUGAACUGAAGCAGGAGGGAGCGAUAGGAGAGAGAUACUAUCUUCUGGGGGCUGCUAUAGUGGCCGUCUCGCUGUUCAUGGCCUGGAGGAUGAGGAAUUAACAACCGGGGUUUAGGAUAGGUUGUCUCAAAUGGCACCAUGUUUAUAUAUAAAGGCAGGGUGAGUAACCUUGUGUUUGGCAACUGUCCUUUUGGGCGGUUCUGGCCGAUCUACUGUUUCUGUAGUGUGAGGCAGCUUGAAAAAUAAUUACACAGCCUAGACAAAGUAUUGCAAUAUAUUGGAAAUAGGGCCACGGCAAAAGUAUUGCAAAAAAAACACAAAAUAUAAUAGUUCAAUAUGUCAAGAGAUUAUUAUAUUGGUUCAGUCGCUUAUUGUAUUGAUAGGAGUGAAGGAGCUGAAAUUAAUUAUUUAUUCGGUGAGGCAAUGAGUUCAACCCAAUUAAUAUAUAUAUAUAUGAGUGAACAAAACAUUAGGAACACCUGCUCUUUCCAUAAUAUAGACUGACCAGGUGAAAGCUAGGAUUCAUUAUUGAUGUCACUUAAAUCC
Messenger RNA from Oncorhynchus tshawytscha (Chinook salmon), 2688 nucleotides. RefSeq names its product proline-rich protein 36. Lineage: Eukaryota; Metazoa; Chordata; Actinopteri; Salmoniformes; Salmonidae. The record is from RefSeq and is a predicted model, not a curated record. The coding region runs from base 288 to 2243 and encodes 651 amino acids. The transcript has 7 exons.